This is a messenger RNA of Zygotorulaspora mrakii, 3222 nucleotides long. RefSeq names its product Kap122p (gene KAP122). The transcript is spliced from 2 exons. Lineage: Eukaryota; Fungi; Ascomycota; Saccharomycetes; Saccharomycetales; Saccharomycetaceae. Gene Ontology annotation, biological process: protein import into nucleus. The record is from RefSeq and is a predicted model, not a curated record. The coding region runs from base 1 to 3222 and encodes 1073 amino acids. Gene Ontology annotation, cellular component: cytoplasm; nuclear membrane.
AUGAAUAUUGAAGAAGUUGUAAGCCUUAUCGAGGAACUAUAUUCACCACAUCCUUCUCGCGAUGUUAUUCAAAUCCAACAAAGUCUCCAAGUCGUUCAAAGGUCAGAUGAAGGUAUCCAUCUCGCCAAUGAACUACUAAUAAAUCCUUCUCAUUCUUCAAACGUGAAAUAUUUUGGUGCUUUAACCUUGACGGUUCAAUUGACCACAAAUGUUGAUUCUCAUGAGACUUUGUGGAAACUUUUUAAGUGCAAUUUGUUGCACUUAAGCAAGUGUUGCAAUCUAUACAUAAGUGAUACCCAAGCUUACGCAUCAUUGAUCACCAUAAUAAAAAAAUUAAUGUCUAACCUCUCACUUAUUUUCACGAAUAUCAAUGAGUCCGAUUUUGAGGCCAGUAAUUGCAAUGUAAUUUCACAAUGGAAUAAUCCAGUGAAUACUUUGCUCCAAUUACUUUCAAGUUACAAUAAUGUACCCUUACAUCAAUGGACGACUAAUCCAGAAAUGGAUCAGAUUUUACACCAAUAUAUUAAUGCACCUAUAACAUAUGAUAACUUGAUCCAAUCUAUCCAGUCCUCUCCAGCUUGCAAUAAAUUGCUUCUGAUGUUCACACAAAUUAUAGUGGAAGAUUUAACUAAAUUCCAAACGAAAAAGAAUCGAAUGUCUAAAGUUUACGAAAUUGUGCAUGAUCAUCUGUAUAUCUCCACAAUGGCUCUGAUAAAUGCAAAUUUGACUAUUAUUGACUGCUCUGAUGAUAUAAUCUUCGACAGCAUCAGUGCUUGGAUUAGCUAUAUCUCAAUGGUAAGAAAUGUGUCAAGACAUGGUAGAAUGGAUCUCAAUGAAAUGUUUGAGAAUAUGGUAGACCUUAUACUCAAAUCAACUCAAGAAAGUGAUAAUUUCGCUAUUGCUGAAAAAAUUAUAGGAAUAAUUGGAACCGUUUUUGCCAAUGAUCCUACCUUGAUGGGCUUCGAGCUUCGUGAGAAAAUUGAAAUAAUAUUUAUUGGCGUUUCAAAGUCCGGAAAUCUCGAUAUUUCGAAACAUAACUGGAUGUUACAAUAUAUGAAUCAUUUGGUUACUAAUGAAAUGACUGAGGAAUUGAAGGAGUUAGCUAUUUGCAUUGUUGACUUUCUGCAAAUAAAUACCCUCGAUGUUUGCAACAAACUGUUUACUACAAUCUCUUCAACAACUGUAAACCAUGAGGCUUUACAGCAAUAUGUCAAAGUCCUAUUGCAAAUGACAAAUUUUCCUUUGGUACCAGUUUUAAGGGAGCAUUUUUCUGUGCGAAUGGUAGAUAUUUGGCUGGAUUUGUCCGAAGCUUACACUAAUUUAAGCCCAGAAACAUUGUCGGAACAAGGUCCACAAUUGGCUACUGAAAUCUUUCAGCAAGUCGUUCAAAUACUCUUGCCCAAAAUUAGUUUGAUAAACAAAGGAAAAAUCAUCGAAGGAGAUAGCGAUGAAACAGCUUUUCAUGAAUUCGACGAUUUCCGCUCAGCUGUGUCAGACCUGAUGGAAUCUUUGUGGUCGAUACUCGGCAACGACAAGUUAACCAAUAUUUUAAUUUCAGGUUUGGGCAACCAUUUGCACGCAAUAAAUCAUGUAGAAAAUACAGAUAACGACGGUAUAUUUGACAUAGAAGCUAUUGCCUUUCUACUUAAUACAUUAUUGAGAGAUAUGACCUUAUCUGAGAGUCCUUGGGUCUGUGAUGUUAUGGACUCAUGUGAAUUUCUUGUAGGAAAUAUUUUAAUGCUUUUGCAGCAUGGGUUUGAAAGUCCCGGAAACAGCGCAGGUUCACAUGCUUUGAAGUUAGAUUUUGUAAGAACGAGCUCUGUUCUUCUCGGAACUAUUGCUGGCUACUUCCAGCAAUCUCCCUCUCAGUUAGAUAUUUGUAUCGAUACUCUUUUUCAAGGACUACAAAUAACUACCUUGGGGAGCGGUAGUGAUACGGAGUUAAACAAUAAGUUGGAAAUUCUGACCAUCAAAGCGCUAUCCACAUUAUGUGAUGUAUGCAGGCAAGAAUUAUCUUCUAGUCUAGAUAAAUUUUUGGCGGUAUUGAGUUCAGUCAUGUCACCAAACUCCAACUACUCAAGCUUUACUAGAGAGAAAUUAGUGCGUUCUGUUGGAUAUAUAAUUGAAGCUCAACAGUCAGGUCCUGAACAACAAGGAAACUAUAUUUUACAAUUACUCAGCAUGUUUGAAAAUCUUAUCAGGCAAACUAUGAUGAUCCCGACACAACAAAUGCAACAGCAGAGAAUUUAUUUACAUUGCCUAUUCUCAUGCAUCUCUGAACUAGGUUCCUCGCUUAUUCGAGAAGAAGAGGACGAGAAUUUAUCAGUAAUUGAAAGAAUGUCAGGAUAUAACGAAUAUUGGAAGAACGAUCCCUUGGCUAUUCGAGCAAAGAUCAUGGAUCUAAUCGAGUUCAUAUUAAAUGAUACAUUGUUAUCAGUAGAUCCAGAAUUUGUUGAGGUUGCAUGCUUGAUACUAGGUAAGGCACUAAAUUUACCUGAUGAUGAGCCCCAUUUUCUCAAAUAUUCAAUGUCAGAAAUCAUGCGAUUUCUUUUAAAGCAGGCUGACAAAACUAGUAUUUUGAUUUCUUUGCCCUAUUAUGUUUACUUGCUGGAGAAACUGAUUAAUCGCUUUAAAGAUCAAUUAUCCUCGCAUGACUGUGAUUUUAUCAUCGAACAAGUAUUCCUGAAAAGGUAUCAAGAUAGCAUUGUCUCGGACCCAGACUCGCUUCAAUCUACAAUAAACUUUAUUAAUUGUAUCUUGGAUUGCAAACCGUCCUUACUCAUUCAUUCCAAGCAUUGGAUGACAUUUAUUUUACCUGAGUUUUUGAAACUUCUCUCUGUUAGAGAAAAAUUUACAAUUGUAGCAAUAACUAAAUUUUGGGUAAAGAUCUUAAGCAACAGGAGAUACACACAACAAGAUUUGGCAACAAUGCAGCAACAAAUCAUUUCUUUAGGCCAAGAUUUAGUGUACCAGACGUUAUUUGGCUUGUACCAUACCCAAAGAUCGGAUAUUAACAAUUACACCGAUAUAUUGCGGGCUCUUGUUGCCAAAUUUCCACUUCAAAUCAAAAUGUGGCUUGUAAAUGCUUUGCCGCAAGUGUCAAGUCAUCAUAAAGAUCAUGAAAAAUUGAUAAAUAAGCUACUAGUGACGAGAGGAAAUAGGGCUGCAGGGAAUGCCAUUUUGGAGUGGUGGUUGGAGUGCAAUCAAUUGCCGGCAUUGUAA